AUGUUGAAGCUAAUGUGGUCACCAUGGUGGGAUGUUGAUGAAGCAAAAUUUGUGACCCCUUUAGCCCUACUGUUUACUCUCUUCUGGUACCUGUUGACUUGGAAAAAGUCAAGGAAACCAACAACUCCAUUGCCGCCAGGCCCUCGUGGCCUGCCCCUGCUAGGGUACCUUCCCUCUUUAGGUACCGACCUUCACUACGACUUCACAAACUUGGCAAAAAUCUACGGCCCUAUUUACAAACUCAAGCUAGGUAGCAAACUAUGCUUUGUGAUCUCAUCACCAACUCUUGUGAAACAAGUGCUUCGUGACCACGAAAUUAUAUUUUCCAAUCGCGACGCCACCGUUGCUGCACAGAUUGCCUCAUACGGUGGGACCGACAUCGCGUUUGCACCAUAUGGACCGGAUUGGAGGAAGUUGCGCAAGGUAGUCAUGAACCACACGCUCAGUAAUGCCAACGUUGAUGCUUGCUAUGCUUUGAGGAAAGAAGAGGUGGACAGGUCUAUCAGCCAUAUUUAUGGAAAAGUUGGCACCCCAAUUGAUUUUGGGGAGGUAGCAUUUUUUACCAGCAUCAACACACUCAAGCGCUUGGUAUGGAGCGGAACGCUGCAGGAAGAGAAGGGAGCAACUGGUGUUGGGGUUGAGUUGAGGAAGGUGGUGACAGAAAUCAUAGGGUUGCUUGUUAAACCAAACGUUUCAGACUUUUUCCUAUGCUUGCCAGGUUUGAUAUACAAGGGAUUAGGAGGCGACAAACAGAAGGCUAUUUCUGUCACUGAAAAGAUCAUCAGUUCUGCCAUUGAAAUCCAGAUGAGUAUGCCUCCAUCCAAAAAUGAGGGGCUACAGAAAAAACAUGGAAGGAAGAAUAAGGACAGUGCAAACACUCACAAUGCAAGAAAUCAAGGCCUACCUUUUAUUUGA
This is a messenger RNA of Prunus armeniaca (apricot), 915 nucleotides long. The record is from the annotation of a GenBank genome assembly. NCBI's taxonomy places the organism in Eukaryota, Viridiplantae, Streptophyta, Magnoliopsida, Rosales, Rosaceae.